AUGGCUUAUCUCGACGCCCAUCGCAUACACGACCUCGUCAAAGAAGUCAGCGAGGACUCAUGGAUUGUCAACGAUGAGGCCUUGAUAACCCGACACCAUUCCCAGCCACAACAGCCCUACUGGGAAGGUGAUCAGGGUUCCUUCUUCACCAUGUCGGAAGCCCCUAUUCCGAAACCACCCACUCAGAGAAUCUCAGACGACUGCCCCAUCACAGACGUUGUCAAAAUGUCUGAUGAGCACUGGGGACUCUUCAAGAUAGGCCAAGCUCACCUCAAAGUGACCUAUAACAACGGAGCACAAGAGCAUAACACGUUGAAAGCUUUGGCAAAGGCAUCUUUCGACUUCAUGGUCCCCACUGAAUACUGUCACGCAGUAUAUGGCAACCACUAUUACAUCGUUCACACCAUCCUCCCGGGCAAGUCGAUUGCUGAGGUCUGGCACAAGACAGAUGAUGAAGAGUUGCAGAUGAAGUGGGCGCGGCAGAUAGCGGAAGCCUAUGACCAACUGUCCAAGUGGAAUAAUGGUCGCAUCUGCGGCAUUGACGGCGGGAACUUGACUCACUAUUACUCUGCCAAGGACGAUUGGGAGAACCCGAGCAUGUUCACCCCAGAGGUCAUUCAAAGGAACUAUGAGGAGAUUGGCCUAGACUGCUCUGAAUUUGUCUUCGCUCACAACCACGCGAUGCCGAUUGCAUUCAUGAUUGAUGAGACAAAAGGACUGGUGGGAAUCUCCACGUGGGGCUCUGCUGGCUUCGUCCCUAGGGACUGGGUACGUACUAUGACUCGUACCAACCUUUAUCUGGAAUCUAUGCCUACAUGUGACAAUAACAACUGGACUAUAAGAGACAAGAGGUUGUGGGAGUGGAAGAUGGAAGUUGCACUGGCCGAGAAGGGCUUCCGAGAGUUUUGGUUUGCGCAUGGCGCCUGGCGAUUGGAUGACAACGAUCCCCUCAAAGCCGAAGUGUUGAAGAAAUUAGAGGGACGUCGUUAG
This is a messenger RNA of Fusarium venenatum, 990 nucleotides long. RefSeq lists its product as uncharacterized. The record is from RefSeq and is a predicted model, not a curated record. Lineage: Eukaryota; Fungi; Ascomycota; Sordariomycetes; Hypocreales; Nectriaceae.